Messenger RNA from Brassica oleracea var. oleracea, 1691 nucleotides. Its product is annotated as tRNA pseudouridine synthase A, mitochondrial. The transcript has 2 exons. The record is from RefSeq and is a predicted model, not a curated record. Gene Ontology annotation, molecular function: pseudouridine synthase activity; RNA binding. Gene Ontology annotation, biological process: mRNA pseudouridine synthesis; tRNA pseudouridine synthesis. NCBI's taxonomy places the organism in Eukaryota, Viridiplantae, Streptophyta, Magnoliopsida, Brassicales, Brassicaceae. The coding region runs from base 242 to 1585 and encodes 447 amino acids. Gene Ontology annotation, cellular component: nucleus.
AUGUUUUUGGGCUUUAGCGAUGAAGCUCAUAUCUAAACUAAAAUUAAAAGCCCAAUUAAAAGGAGUUUGAGACUAAACGGCGUCGUAGCCAUCUUGUCCACGGUCGUCGUCGUCUAGGGUUUUGAGCAUUACCGUAGCAGCAGAGGAAGUCUGGAACCAUGGAGGCGUUCGAUGGCUUCUCGUCACUAAAGAUAUAGACUUUGGAUCCCGAUCGAGAGCCAAGAACCAUUAGAAGCUCAAAAUGUCAACCACCAUCACCGCCGGCGACGUUACAGACUUCUCCGGCGGCGGAGAAGAACGGAGAAAAGUCGCUAUAAUCUUAGCGUUUUGCGGCGUGGGUUAUCUAGGGAUGCAAAGGAACCCCGGCGCGAAAACCAUAGAAGGCGAGCUCGAAGAAGCUCUGUUUCGCGCCGGAUCUGUAACGGAGACCGAUCGUGGCAAGCCGAAGCAGUACGACUUCACGCGGUGCGCGCGGACCGAUAAAGGAGUGAGCGCCGUGGGACAAGUCGUCUCCGGUCGAUUCCACGUUGACCCUCCUGGGUUUGUGGAUCGGCUCAACGCUAAUCUCCCUGAUCAGAUUAGGGUUUUUGGUUACAGGCGUGUUCCAGAGAAGUUUAGCUCCAAGAAGUUCUGUGAUCGGAGGAGGUAUGUGUAUCUGCUCCCCGUGUUUGCUCUUGAUCCGUUCACGCAUCGUGAUAGAGAAGCGGUGAUGGCUAGUUUGGGUUCUGGAGAGGAGUAUGUGAAGUGUUUCGAGUGUUCUGAGAGAGGGCGUAAGAACAAGAUCACUGGUGUUGUGGGCAAGUUGAAAGGUGAUAGCUUUGACGCUAAGUCAUUGGAUGUUCGGUCAGACAUUACGUCGAACAGCUUGAGUGCGUUGAGAACUGAUGUAAAGAGUAAGUUUUGUUACGGUGAAGAAGAGAAGGAGAGGUUUAAUAGGAUACUGAGUUAUUAUGUUGGGUCGUAUAAUUUUCAUAAUUUCACUACUAGGAUAAAGGCUGAUGAUCCAGCUGCGAAUCGUUCCAUCAUCUCCUUCACUGCAAACACUGUUAUUAGUCUUGAUGGGAUUGACUUUAUCAAGUGUGAAGUAUUGGGACAAAGCUUCAUGCUUCAUCAGAUUCGGAAGAUGAUGGGUCUUGCUGUUGCUAUCAUGAGGAACUGUGCUCCUGAGUCACUUAUCGAGACUGCUUUCAGCAAAGAUGUGAAUAUAACUGUACCAAUGGCGCCAGAAGUAGGACUUUACUUGGAUGAAUGCUUCUUCACGGCUUAUAACAACACACAAUUUGAAGAUGGGCAUGAGGAAGUGUCGAUGGAAGCAUACAAGGAAGAAGCUGAAGCCUUUAAAUUGAAGCAUAUAUAUUCUCAUAUAGGCUCUGCUGAGCGAAGAUAUGGAUCUGUAGCUCUUUGGUUGCAUUCCUUGAACUAUAGAAACUAUCCUGACCUAAACUAUGGCAGAAAUGGACACAACACAGAACCAGUUCUUGUCUACAAGACUGUUGGCGAGGCCCAAGAAACAACAGAGCCAGAGCAAAAUGAUGAAAACUCUCAAGUCAAGACCUCCAAAGACACCAUUACUGUAGUAGCUUAACUAAUCUCAGGGUUUGUUAGAAGAGUCAUCACUGUUUGUGUUUAUGAGUUUUUUUCAACAAUUUUGGUUAACGAUUCCUGUAACUUUUAUAUCAAAAUGCUUUUUU